Messenger RNA from Salvelinus namaycush (lake trout), 1649 nucleotides. RefSeq names its product neural proliferation differentiation and control protein 1-like. The record is from RefSeq and is a predicted model, not a curated record. Gene Ontology annotation, cellular component: membrane. Lineage: Eukaryota; Metazoa; Chordata; Actinopteri; Salmoniformes; Salmonidae. The coding region runs from base 261 to 1232 and encodes 323 amino acids. The transcript is spliced from 9 exons.
UAUGCUGAAUUCCCCGCCUCCCCACUUUUCAACGAGCGCACCGCUAUUUUUAGCACUGCCACGGAUUAAUGUAAAGUGGCGCAGAGACCGUGAACCGGACUGUCCACAAGCAUUGUAGGACCUCGCUCGAUAUCGGUGCAUUUGGUGUGUUACUUGUCACGGAAACCACUUGGCACGGAUUCGGAAAUCGAGUGAGGGAAUGAUGACAAACGCCAUGUCCCCGUUUCUGGCUUUCUUUUCCUAAAGAAGCAGUUUCAAGGAUGAUGCUUUCGAAGCGGAUCGAACGACAACCCCGGCCCUCGGUCCUGCCUGUGGUUCUCCUAUGUUUCAUUCUCACCACUGUCAGUGCCAGCAUGCCAGCUGGGGGUAAGUGCCCGCACCACAUAGACUGUGCCCGUGAGGGGCGGCACUUCUGCAAACCUGGCACCUCCUACUGCGGCCCCUGCCUCACCCCAUUGGAAGAGAACGAGGAAGGACAGUGUGUAGCAAGGAAGAGGCGCCAUCACCAUGGUAAAGUGACAGCCUUCUCUGAUCUAGAUGAAGAAAUUGACUUCCUUCAAUCAGUCAUUGCCAAACAGGAAGUGUCUGAGGUCAAACAAUCAAAACAAUCAGACACCCCCUCCAAGGCAGUUCCUAUGACUCAGACAAAGUCUCCCAGACAGAGAGGCAAGGCCCAACCUUCUGCGGAGCAGCCCACUACCGCCCACCCCUCUACCCGGACCCCGCAGCCUGCCCCUGGGGCUCUGGAGAGGGUGGGACCGGGGGGACCUGGAGGCCCCAUAGCCAUCCCAUACCCCUCCAAGGACAGUCUCCUUGUCAUUAUGAUCUCUGUGUGUAUCAUCUUUGGCACUGUGGCCCUGAUCUUGGCUACAGUUGGCUGGGUAAGGUUGCAGAAAGAAUCACGUCUGGCCCAGAAGGUAGAUUACCCUGCAUUUGGAAGCAAUGGAAAUGGAACAGCCAACAGGACUUCAUCGGGGGAUAAGAAGUUGGCCCAGAGUGCUCAGAUGUACCACUACCAGCAUCAGAAACAGCAGAUGCUCUCCAUGGAAAAACAUAAAUCAGAGACGAAAGUCACUGACUCAGAAGUCACAUCAGAUGAGGAAGAAGUGGGCGGAGACUUCACUGUGUACGAGUGCCCUGGCCUUGCACCGACUGGAGAGAUGGAAGUGAAAAAUCCUUUGUUUGACGACUCUACCCUAUACUACCAAGGGAAUCCCAAGGGAAUUCCAUAGGUUUUAAUGCAUGCUGGCACACGCAGACACCACACACACACACACACACACAUACACAAACACACACACACACAGAAACAUACACCCAAUUAAAACAUAAUACAAACCUACACACACACACACAAUUUCUUGUACUCUGGAAAAGACCACCUUAACUCUCCAAUCAGGCUGCUCUGUCAAAACUGGACAGGUUUAUACAGAUGUCGGAUCUUAAUUUGACGCAUUUCGUUGCAGAAGGAAAAUUAUCUGCAGCAGGAGGAAUUGAAUGUCUAUUUAAUAUUGAGAAUCAAUACCAGGGAGCAGCUGGAAGCAGUGUUUUGUAGGCUAUACAAUAAUUUAGACUGUAGGUCCACUGAUUAAUUGUUGUAUUAUAUGUUCAAGGCAAACAAUAAGCAAAAUAAAUUGGUGGUUAUCGCA